GGCAUGGUCUUUUAGUGAGUCCUGACUUUAUUUUAUAUCCAUCAGUCUUCCAGACAACUCUCUCAUCUGCUGAAAAUGGCGAAAAUCGCUCUAGGAACAAGCCGAGAGGCCACGCAGCCCGACUGCAUCAAGGCCCUCGUUGUUGAGUUCAUCACCACCUUCCUCUUUGUCUUUGCUGGAGUUGGAUCUGCCAUGGCUGCUGAUAAGCUAGCGGGGGGUGCGCUGUUGGGGUUGUUUGCUGUGGCGGUGGCGCACGCGCUUGUGGUGGCCGUGAUGAUAUCUGCCGGACGCAUAUCCGGUGGCCAUCUUAACCCCGCCGUCACCCUUGGCUUACUUGUUGGCGGUCACAUCACUGUUUUCCGAUCUGUUCUCUACUGGAUCGAUCAGUUGUUGGCUUCUUCAGUUGCCUGUAUCCUUCUCAAAUAUCUCACCGGAGGACUGGGUACUCCGGUUCACACUCUGGCGGCCGGAGUUGGAUACCUCCAGGGAGUGGUGUGGGAGAUCGUCUUGACCUUCUCCCUGUUGUUCACCGUCUACGCGACCAUUGUGGACCCAAAGAAAGGGUCCAUCGAUGGGCUGGGCCCGUUGCUGACUGGGUUCGUGGUUGGGGCCAACAUCUUGGCUGGCGGAGCCUUCUCGGGGGCCUCGAUGAACCCGGCUAGAUCUUUUGGGCCUGCUUUGGUGAGUGGGGACUGGACUGAUCAUUGGGUUUACUGGGUCGGCCCACUCAUCGGUGGUGCUCUCGCUGGUUUUAUCUAUGAAAAUUUCUUCAUUGUCCGAUCUCAUCAUCCCAUCCCAACCGAGGAAGAAAGCUACUAAUUUUUCUUUAUUACAUCCCUCUUCAUAAAUCAUAAUGUAUCUAGUUUGCCGUGUGCUUCAUCUUAUGUAUCUUAAGUUUUUCUUUAGCACUUAUGCUUUUAAUUUGUGAUUUAUAUUCCAUAAAGACCUAAGAUUGUG
Molecule: messenger RNA, 957 nt
Organism: Rubroshorea leprosula
Lineage: Eukaryota; Viridiplantae; Streptophyta; Magnoliopsida; Malvales; Dipterocarpaceae
Source: the annotation of a GenBank genome assembly